AUGGCAGAUCGAGUGCAAGCUUUAGUUCGGGUUUCUGGCCCUCCAAAUAGUAGUUUUCUAGUUGGUUAUCCUGGCAUUUCCGCUACGUUGCCGCGCAUCGAAGGAAAAGUAGAGAUUAGGCCUGCAUCAGGAUAUUCCGCCCCCGUCGCCAUUUCAUUAGUGAGAAUAUGUCUACAAAGAAGAGAGACGAUUCACCCAGCCGCCGAAAAUGUAGCCAAACGUCACCUCGGGACGCCUCGACGAGAUACCACCGACGUUGUUGGAAAGGAGCUUUUGCUAUACCGGUGCGCAACAGGCAGAGAAGCAGAGCAGGUCAUGACGAUGGACCUUCCAUUUGUCUUGUUUAUCCCGUUUGGGCGAGGCGGUGAAGAAACGAAUAGGAGGAUACCGCCGGCUUCGUUGCAACUCCCAAGCAGGACUGCAGAAACAUAUUACGAACUGGUGGUUACGGUACAGCAGGGACCGAGCAUACAAAAUAAAUACGCAUUCCCGAUUCCCUUGCAAAGAUACGAUACGUUAUCGACCUUUGGAAUGUACAACCGACCUGAACACAAGGCCGUCACCUCCGACAACAUAGUGACUCUCGGCAUUUCGCUUCCAAGAUGGAGUUACGGACCUAUGGACCCAAUCACGGUGUAUAUUAAAUUGGCCCCCAACCUCGACUGGUUAGCCAAGGCGAGAAAGGUCACCAUACAAAAGAUCACGCUUGCGAUUGAGGAAGAGAUUACCUACAACCCCGAGGGAGACGAGCCGACAAAGAAGGUGAACAGAUUACAGAAGCAUACGCAGACGAUAGGAGCCAAACUGCCGGAGGAAGGUUAUGUGACUAACAUGGGCAUUAUUUUCCCGCACAAAGACCUAAGGGAUGCGAAUGGAAUUAUUCGAAGGGGGCAACCGGCUUUUCCGAAUUACGAAGUCACAUCAUUUACGACAACAUCUACACUUUACAAGAUCGAGUUCUUCCUUACGAUUAAGGCGCAGUUAGCAUCGGCUCGUGAUAUUACCCUUCGACAACCUAUCGUUAUAUGCCCGCUAGAUCAUCAAGCAUGUAAAGAAGAAAUGGAUGCCAUCGAGCAAGCAGCAAAGGAUGCUUCCACAGUCGACCAGAAUAACCCGCUGUUACCAGCGAGAACGAUCGUUUUAGCUGACGACCCGAAUGCUUUAGAAUCUCUAGGAUAUUGCUUAGUAGGAGGUCAGAAGAAGCCACUAAUCGAAUGA
Messenger RNA from Daldinia caldariorum, 1218 nucleotides. Its product is annotated as arrestin domain-containing protein. Bases 1 to 1218 code for a protein of 405 amino acids. NCBI's taxonomy places the organism in Eukaryota, Fungi, Ascomycota, Sordariomycetes, Xylariales, Hypoxylaceae. Gene Ontology annotation, biological process: division septum assembly. The record is from RefSeq and is a predicted model, not a curated record. Gene Ontology annotation, cellular component: division septum. The transcript has 3 exons.